Molecule: messenger RNA, 2301 nt
Organism: Plasmodium adleri (nom. inval.)
Lineage: Eukaryota; Apicomplexa; Aconoidasida; Haemosporida; Plasmodiidae
Product: conserved Plasmodium protein, unknown function
Exons: 1
Coding region: 1-2301 (766 amino acids)
Biological process (GO): snoRNA localization; maturation of LSU-rRNA from tricistronic rRNA transcript (SSU-rRNA, 5.8S rRNA, LSU-rRNA); box C/D snoRNP assembly
Cellular component (GO): pre-snoRNP complex; nucleus
Source: RefSeq, a predicted model, not a curated record
AUGAAUUAUUUAAAUGACCCAUAUAUGAUAAAUAACGAUCAUGCGAUAAAUAGAAAUAAUUGUAACUCACAUGAAGAAGAAAAGAAUAAUAUAAAUGUAAAACAAAAUAAUAUAAAUGUAAAACAAAAUAAUAUAAAUGUAGAACAAAAUAAUAUAAAUGUAAAACAAAAUAAUAUAAAUGUAGAACAAAAUAAUAUAAAUGUAAAACAAAAUAAUAUAGAUGUAAAACAAAAUAAUAUAAAUGUAAAACAAAAUAAUAUAUAUGUUAACAAACAAAAUGUUUGUGCUUCAAAAUGUGUUCCUCAAAAUAAUAAUAUAACAUCAAGAAAAAGAUACAUAAAUUAUAAUAAUAUAAAUGGAUCUUAUUAUAAUAAUGCAAAUAACAAUUUUUAUAAUCAAUAUAAAAAAAAACCAAAAAAGAAUUAUAAUAAUAAAAUUUUUUGUGAAAACAAACAAAAUAGUUUAUAUCAUAUAGAUUUAAUAAAUAAUAUAAAUUUUUCUAAUAAUAAAUAUGUUAUGAAUAAAAUAAAGAAACCAUUUGAAACAAAUAAAGAAAAAAAAAGUUCUUCAUAUGGAUUAUAUAAACAUGUAAAUGACUCAACAACUUGUAUAUUAGACAAUCAAAUAUUUGAACAUAAUAAUUUAUAUUUAAAAAAUGAUACAAAUUAUAGAAAUAAAAAAAUAUAUUUAAGGGAUUCUCAAUAUAUCUGUAAUAAUAAUGGGUUAUCACAGAAUUCUCAUAAUACUCAUUCUUCCAUAUUAUCAAGUGAAGACAUACUUAUAAAGAAGAGUGUUAAAAAUGGAUCAUAUAACACUAAUGACAUUAAUGAUGAUACUGAUUGUUUUGAAAAUGGAAUAAGUGAGACUUAUAAUAAUUUAGAUAUGAAUCAUAUAAAACAAAAUGAACAGAAUAUUGAUGAAAUGAUUGAAAGGGAGGAAUAUUUAAAAAAGAAAAAUAUAAGAAAAUAUAAUGAUGAAGAAAUAAAUAAGAAAAAAAGAAAUCUAAAUAUAUUAUCAAAAAAUGAAAUAUUAAAAGAUGCUGUAGAAUAUUUUCAAAAUUGUUCAUCAAGAAAUAAUGAUAAUAAUAUAUAUUGUGAUAGUUCAAAUGAAGAAGAGAUGAAUAUAAAAAAUUUUUAUUAUAAAGAAAAUAUUUGUUUUGUAUGUAAAGAAAAAGAUUAUAUUUAUAAAUGUCCAUAUUGUGAAAUGCGUACUUGUUCUUUAGAAUGUUCAAAAAAUCAUAAAAGGAUUUUUAAAUGUGCUCAAAAAUUGAAAAAGAAUUUAAAAAUAAAAAAUGUUAGUAAAGGUAAUUUUGAUGAAUCUAUAUUAUAUAAAGAUUUUCUUUAUUUACAAAAUAUAGAAAAUAUAAUACAAGGAAAUUAUAAAUAUAUUAAAGUUAAAGAUUAUGAAACUACAAAAAUAUGGUUAUUACAUAAUAAAAAAUUAAUUAAAUUAUUAAAAAAAAGAAAAAUCAUUUUAUUAAAAGCACCCAUAUUUACAAAAAUACAUAAUGAAAAUAAAACAUUCAUAUCUAAUCAUAUUAUUUUCUGGUCUAUCAAAAUUACUUUUAUAAAUAUUAAUAUUAGAAUUUUUUAUCAUGAAAUAAAUGAAAAUCUAACAUUUUUACAAGUUAUUCAAUUUUUAUGCUCAAAAAUUCAUAAACUACAAACAAAAAUUUCUAUAUACCUUCAAAAUGUUAAAUCGAUAUAUAUAUCACUCAAUAAUGAACACACAAAUGAUAAUAAUAAUAGUAAUAAUAAUAAUAAUAGUAAUAAUAAUAAUAAUAAUAGUAAUAAGUGUGAUAUGAAUAAAUAUUGCUCGAUUCAACAAGUUCUAAGGAAGUCAUUAUAUGGAAAGACCUUUUAUGAAUACCCUCAUUUUUAUAUGGAACUUUUUUAUGAAGAUAAUAAACUUCUUACAAAUCCGUUAUAUGACCUUGAGCAAAAAAUAGAGGAGGACAAUCAUCAUACUCAUAAACAGGAUGAAGAUAAAUGUAAGGAUAAUGAUAAUGAUGAAGGUGAUAAUGAUAAUGAUGGAGGUGAUAAUGAUAAUGAUGGAGGUGAUAAUGAUAAUGAUAAAGGUGAUAAUGAUAAUGAUAAAGGUGAUAAUAAUAAUGAUAAAGGUGAUAAUAAUAAUGAUGAAAGUGACGAUUAUAAUGAUGAAGGUGAUAAUGAUAAUGAAGGUGAAGAUGAUAAUGAUGAAGAUGACAAUUAUAAUGAUGAUGAUGAUAAUGAUAAUGAUAAUGAUAAUGAUAAUGAUAUAGGUGAAGAUGAUAUGAAUAAUAAUGAUUAUAACAAUAUGUAA